This is a messenger RNA of Phoenix dactylifera (date palm), 1604 nucleotides long. Its product is annotated as glutamine synthetase nodule isozyme. NCBI's taxonomy places the organism in Eukaryota, Viridiplantae, Streptophyta, Magnoliopsida, Arecales, Arecaceae. The record is from RefSeq and is a predicted model, not a curated record. Gene Ontology annotation, cellular component: cytoplasm. Gene Ontology annotation, molecular function: glutamine synthetase activity.
UACUCUGUUCCGUGGUUAACAUCUCUGACACAGGGGAAGCUCUCUUUCUUCUUCUUCUCCUCCUCCUCCUCCUCCUCCUCCUCCUCUCUUUUUGCCGCAUGGAAGCCAUGUCUCUGCUCUCAGAUCUCCUCAACCUUGAUCUCUCCGACUCCACGGAGAAGAUCAUUGCCGAAUACAUCUGGGUUGGUGGAUCUGGAAUGGACAUCCGGAGCAAAGCAAGGACGCUCCCUGAGCCUGUCAGUGAUCCCAGCAAGCUUCCAAAGUGGAACUACGAUGGUUCAAGCACAGGUCAAGCUCCUGGAGAAGACAGUGAAGUGAUUCUGUAUCCUCAAGCCAUUUUCAAGGACCCAUUCAGGCGGGGAAACAACAUUCUUGUGAUGUGUGAUUGUUAUACACCCGCUGGGGAGCCAAUUCCCACCAACAAAAGAUACAAUGCUGCUAAGAUUUUCAGCCGCCCUGAUGUUGCUGCUGAAGAAACUUGGUAUGGAAUAGAGCAGGAGUAUACUCUUCUUCAGAAAGAUGUGAACUGGCCUCUUGGGUGGCCUACUGGAGGUUAUCCUGGUCCUCAGGGUCCUUAUUAUUGUGGUGUUGGUGCGGACAAAUCUUUCGGGCGUGACAUUGUUGAUAGCCACUACAAAGCCUGUCUUUAUGCAGGGAUUGACAUCAGCGGUAUCAAUGGAGAAGUCAUGCCAGGCCAGUGGGAAUUUCAAGUUGGUCCUGCUGUUGGCAUCUCUGCUGGUGAUCAACUAUGGGUUGCUCGCUACAUAUUGGAGCGAAUUACUGAAAUUGCUGGUGUGGUGCUCUCCUUUGAUCCGAAGCCUAUUCAGGGUGAUUGGAAUGGUGCUGGUGCUCACACAAAUUACAGCACCAAAUCCAUGAGAAGUGAUGGAGGGUAUGAAGUCAUAAAGAAGGCAAUUGAAAAGCUUGGCCUGCGGCACAAGGAGCACAUUGCUGCCUAUGGAGAAGGCAAUGAGCGCCGGCUUACCGGACGACACGAGACUGCUGAUAUCAACAACUUCCAAUGGGGAGUUGCAAAUCGUGGGGCAUCCAUUCGUGUUGGCCGUGACACUGAGAAGAAUGGCAAAGGAUAUUUUGAAGACCGAAGGCCUGCUUCCAACAUGGAUCCCUAUGUGGUUACCUCAAUGAUUGCAGAGACUACCAUCCUCUGGAAAUCAUGAGAGGCCUGCUACUCGCACCUUCUGUUAGGAUUUUUGAGUCUCUGUCUUGUGGGAUUCUGAGUUCACCAUCUUGCAUUGCGCUUGGAACUCUUAUCUUUUCAGUAGUCUUUGAUUGGCAUUCUUGUUGUGGUAGUAGUUUGGAGUCAUUGCUCUAUAUUGGGAGAGACUAUGCAGGCAAAUGGUUUUAGCUAUACUUGGUUGUUUUUGCUGCUUUAUAUUUUCAAUUUGUAAUCGGAGUAGCAGCAACAAACAAUAUAUUUUGAUAACAUAAAAAGUUCUCUCUCAAAACAGAUCCUAGUUGUCCAUUUGCAGUAUGAUACUGCCAAGUUGGCAGUGAAAGACUUAUUUAAAUAUGCCGGUUGAAUAUGUAAUUGGAAUUACUUGUCGUAAUCUUGAUUUUUGGUUGUUGAGUUAGGAAGUCUUUCA